GCUUUUGUCAAUAAUUGUGUGCUUUCUUCCUUAUAUUUUAAUGUUCAAGCUUCAUUUUACCAGGGUCGUAUCGUGUCUAUAUGACAGUGUGGGAGUUAACGGUGAGGGAUCCAGCAGUGCACCUCCCUGGGUGAUUCAUUACUAAUACAUCCAGCUCUGCACUGUGUGGUCGCUCUAGCCCACCGUAGCCAUGUACGUGAUAUGAAUGGCGUUUUGUCUUGGUAUGAAUGAUUGCCAGAGGAUGCCAUUCCUGCACUGGUGUUUUGAUGCAGCGCAAUCGUGCAACCCAAGCCGUUGUCACCCGGCGCCCAGGUUUGUCUCCAGCAGGCUGUGAAUCAAUUCUCAAUGCAGCAUAUUUCAAUUAUUCAUACAGUUUGGCUUCAGCUGACUUGUAAGUUUAUGUGAGCGUUAAUGAGUUUUUCUGCGAGACGUCCCUGUAGCUGCAGCGGGAGAUUGUGCGAGUGUAUGUAAACAAAAGAGCUGAUUGAUUAUGUGUCUCUGUGAUAUACAGGACGAAGGCGCAGGGAAUGCUGGGUAUUUUAAGGUCGUCAGCUUGUGCUUGUAUUAAUAUCAAGAUUUGUUCUUGGUGUGUGUGUGUGUGUGUGUGUGUGCGUUGGGGUGAAUCUUCAUCUCCUCUUACAGUACCAUCCCAUCAUCACCUUCAGUCAGAGCUUCCGCCUGCGUCGUCUGCCUCCAGCAACACACUCAACGCUACAGUCAUUGUCCAAAUGCAGCCACGGCUGUAAUGAGGGAAAUGAAGUCAUGAACGGUAAAAGUACUGUAGGACAGAAAAGCUGAUUUAUUCCCCCCACAUAGACUAAGACAUAUUCAUAUAAGCAUCAGCUGCCACCUAAACAAUGAAAUGAGCCCAUGUUAAUUCAUCUUGUUGCCGGCUGCAGGGAGCAGCAUUAGACAAGUGUCGUUCCUGGUCCUGGUGGACCUUUUGGGACACGGGCCGUGGGUUUGCUCUGGAGCUGUUUGUAUCAGGCGCUCUGAAUGGAUCCCGAUCAAUGGAAACACUACGCACAGACUCUAUUUGAAGAUUGAGGGGGUGGCAUUAGUAAGGACCUAAAGACAGUAGACCAUCAGUGAGGAUGAAUCAUCUGUCAGGGUUUGACUUAUUUGCCGUUAAUCCAGAUUUUAUCCUUAGCGUGUUGAUAUAGCUGUAGUGUUGUAUUUAUCUACUUACCUACGAUUGUACAUUAACAACAUUAAGCUGCUGCAAUUUGUCAGUCACUGAUAUUACAUAAUUGUAAGAACUUCAAGGGUGUGGGAUCGUUAACAAUCAACAGGAAGAGAGCUUUUGAUUAGUUGCUGAUGAUGAUUCCCCAAAACAUCAAAUACAUCUGGCAACAUAAAAAAAACUAAUAGUUUAAUAAUUUGUGAUCCCAACACUGUCUGUAUUUUGCACUUAACCAGCAGCAGUGGAGACAACAUAUUAGUAUGUAAAUUACAUAGACCACGACUGAAUGGUUGAACUAGUUAAACGUGCUGCUCUCAUCCACCAAACAAGCACUCGGCAGCCAGAGACUCAACAUUUGCCUCGAAGACGAGAAGCAGAGAGGCACAAACGUUUUGUCACCAGUCUCCCAGUGCAGAUUUAUGUUUGUGUUGUUCAUUUUUAAUUCAGCGUGUCUGCCAGUGUGUAUGUGUGUGUGUACAUGCUACAGUAUGUUGGUUUCCACGGUUACCAAAACGCCAACCUCACUGCGUCAUUGCAUCAGAAACCUUCAGCGUUGUUUUUUUCCAGCAUUCAUCCCCUCGUCCACUCACAUACCUGUCCCUCCAUUGUUAAAAAACGGAAGUACGCCUGAACUUUCUCAGUUUCUCUUAUACAACCUGGUGUGUGUGUGUGUGUGUUUGUGUGCGCGUGUGUAUGUACAUUGUAUGUAUGCACGUUGCCAUGGCUAUGGACCAGGCGAACUGGCGUCAUCACUUCAAAACCACCUUCGCAGCAAGCAAAGAGAGAUAGAGAAGGACUCAAAGCAGCUCCCCUCUGUUCAACACCUGCACACACACACACACACACACACACACACAACCACGCGCCACCGGUGUGGUCUCAUAUUCAACCGAGCUCAGCCUCUUCGUUCAACACGGUGCAGCGGCACAGAAGGAGAGGAGGGGAGACGGGAGACGAGCAGACCUAACUUCAUGCAUACUGAUGCGACUGGAGCCGUCUGAAUGUAUUUGAGAGGGUGUCAAUUUAGUCUGGUUAGAACCAUCCCUUCCUCCUAAAGAGGGAGCCAAAAAAACAGAAAUAUUUACAGUUUACUUUGUCACCAUCCUCCGCUCAUGAAGACACAACUGGGAGCUGACAAGGGUGCUACUCUGAUCCCUCUGUCUCAGUGUGACCAGCUGAAUUUGACUCUCCAGCUCUCUGAUGUAUCUACAGUUGCUCCUGUUUUAUUUUAAUAUACUUUUAAUGAGAAAAUGUGAGAUGUGAUUGUUGGGUGUUGUCCUCUGUCCUUCAGAUUUGACUCUGCCGCACUAUGGCCGACAGUGGCUGUUUGUCACAGGAUACAGGACUGAACUGAUUGAUCAUGUGAUUUGACUCCCUCCACAGCUCCCUGUCAUUUAUCAUCGGUGAGUCAUGUGACUGGCUUCAUAGUUUUGAUAUCGCAGUUCACCAAGGAAAUCAUUUUUAUAGCAGCCAUUGAUGAAACCUUGGUCCAAACCCGCUCAAGCAAAUUUAGCCAGCAGCAACACAUUCAGACAAAAGUGAGAUGUGCGCAAACAGCACACCGCCAUUCUCACGAGCCCACGCAUUCUCACAUCCGCACAGACCACGUGGCCAUAGUCAGCCAAAUGUACGAAAAACCUUUAUUGAUGGUUGAAGGACAAAAGAGCAGGGAGGCUUUGAAUACAGUGCUGACUGAUACAGAGAGAGGGUGUGUGUGUGUGUGUGUGUGUGUGUGUGUGUGUGUGUGUGUGUGUGUGUGUGUGUGUGUGUGUGUGUGUGUGUGUGUGUGUGUGUGUGUGUGUUUUGUCAGUGGAUGAUAAUGCUCAGGACGGAUGAGAGGGAUGAGAGCCACUCUGUUGCCAAGGCGACGGACAGGGCUGUAAACACGCUACCCCUGACUCAUCUCUCCACAAUAGAUCCUCUCUCUCUCUCUCUCUCUCUCUCUCUCUCCCUCUCUCUCUCUCUCUCUUCUCUUUCUCCUCUCUCUCUCACUCUAUCACACACAUACACACUCUUGCUCUCUCUCUCUCUCUCUCUUCCUCUCUCUCUCUUCCUCUCUCUCUCUUCCUCUCUUUCUCUUUCUCUCUCGCUCGCUGUCUCACACACACACACAAACACAUUCACACAAUGGAGUCCAAUCUGAGGGAGACAAGAGGAUCCGAAGAUAAGAGCCACUCCAAGCUGCUUAGCUAUACAUCUGAAUAGGCCAGUGGAAUAAACGCAACCCUUUCUGUCAUAUGCACACUAAUUAUAAAAGGGACACACACAUACAAACACAUGCACAGCCUGGCAAACACAAUCAGUGACAUUUAAACUGGGCUUUCUGCACACGGGUACAAAAUAAUUCUUGUUUAUAGUAAUAUGGUCAAAGUCUCAGGCCAUAAAACACAUUUCUGAUCAUCUCUCAGAACUGUUAGUCUGACAGAUAGAUUUGCUGGUCGCCUCUAACCAAAGAGAGCAUCAUUCACCAGGGGGAUCAUGACCCGCCGGCUGAGCAGCUCCACCCGGUCCCACACCGAGGAUUCAAUCUUCCUGAGGCCCGACGAGGACCCCGUCUGGCUCGACGAGCCCACGAGGGCCGAGAAAUUAGGCGACGGCGGCCUGAAAAAGGACGCGUUCCCAGAGUUCACAGACGGGCCGACAGGUGGCCAGAGCCCACAGGGGGAGGAUGCGUUCAUGCACAAGGUGUACGCGCUGGUGAUAGACAUCCACUGCUGGGCCGCGCUGUUUGUCGUCUCCCAGCUCACGGGCUACUGGCUGUUUUUUGUGAUGGAAGGAAACGGACCACUCUCCUCCGUCUACAAAGCCCUGCAGGUUAUCGACUUUUACCUUGGCUUCAUCUUACCCUGCCACCCGAUCUUUGGAACGGACUCCACGGUGUUGAUGAGUGAGGUGGUGGAAAGUACCGAACACAACUGGGUCGUCCAUGGUACUUCGGGCAUUGGCGUGGCCAUCUGCGUUGUCAUGGUCGUCCACAUGAUCUGUAAAUGGCGUUCCGGCACAGACUUGUGGUCGUCGGGAACAAUCUCAAGGGACGUAGGCGAUCGGCGACAGUCUGUGAGCCGCCAGCCCUCCUUCACCCUCUCGGAGUGGACGGACGCUCAGGAGGAUCUUCUGGACCUCGACCCGGUGCCUCAGACGCCGGUCUUCGACAUGGGCGCCGACGCCAGAACGGAGGGAGACGCCGCCACGCUCACCGUCACACCUGUGGGACUCCAGGAAAGGAGGGGCUCCAAUGUCUCCCUGACCCUGGACAUGUGUACACCAGGCUGCACUGAGCCCUACGGCUACGGAGCCCAGCUCUCCCCCAGAGACCAGUCGGCCCAGGAGUACCUCCGACAGGGAACGCACGUCCUGACCCCGGCCAUGCUCCACACUCGGGCGCUGGACGACCAGAGCCUGCAGGCCGAGUUCUAUGAAACUCCCAUGAACUUUGUAGACCCGAAGGAGUACAACUAUCCAGGGCUGGUGAGAAAGAACCGCUACAAAACCAUCCUACCCAACACACACAGCAGAGUGAUUCUGAAGUCACAGGACGAAGAUGACUUCCUCACCACGUACAUCAAUGCUAAUUAUCUCAAAGGUUACGGGGGUGAGGAGUGUGCAUACAUUGCCACCCAAGGCCCCACUGUAAACACAGUGGGCGACUUCUGGAGGAUGGUGUGGCAGGAGAGGAGUCCAAUCAUAGUGAUGAUCACCAACCUGGAAGAGAAAAACGAGAAAUGUGCCGAGUACUGGCCCGAGGACACUGUGACCCACGAGGAGAUCGAGAUCACCGUAGUCUCUGUAACCCAGGAGGACGACUACAGUCUGAGGGUGUUUACGCUGAAGUGUGGGGGCGAGGAGCGCAGCCUGCGGCAGUACUGGUACACCUCGUGGCCCGAUCAGAAGACUCCUGACAAGGCCCCGCCCCUGCUGGAGCUGGUACAGGAAGUGGAAAGGGCCCGGGAGGAGGCCCCGCCCUCCAGCGGCCCUAUAAUUGUGCACUGCAGUGCUGGAAUUGGUCGAACUGGUUGCUUCAUCGCCACCUCCAUCCUGUGCAAGCAGCUGAGGACUGAAGGUGUGGUCGACCUCCUGAGAACCACCUGCCAGCUCCGCCUGGACAGGGGUGGGAUGAUCCAGACGUGCGAACAAUACCAGUUUGUGCAUCAUGUUCUCAGCCUGUAUGAAAAGCAGCUGUCUCACACCGCUGAGGAGUAGAAGGAGCGCUACCGCCGCGCCCAGACCGAGACACACCACUGUACACAGUACCGCCUCCGGUGGUACGCGCCACUGUACCUAGCACCAUCAGUCUCACCCUUUAACGAGUUCAUACCACGUUAAUCUCUUGGCCCAGGAUAGGCUCGUUCAGGCAGGGCUGAAUGGCUGACACGAUGCCUGCGCAUACUUUGUGUCAGGACAAACAUAAGGAUGUGGCAUUUGCACCGCUGUGUUUUUUUAUUUUAACCGCGCCAGUGUCAGUCAUCACGUCCUCAUUUAUUACCUGGCCUGAAUUUGUUCCAUACAAACUGUCUGUAAAGUUAUCACAGCUUCACCUGGAGCUCACCUGCUGUGCUUUCACAUCGCUGUCAGGAAGGUGUUCAAGAAGUCCAGUAGGUCCCGCUACAGCACAAGUGCCAGCAUAUGUAAAAUCUAUAGAGAUGAUAAAACGCCAGCCUAAUAUUUGACUCUAUAUGGAUGUAAAGGUUCAUAUUAAAUGUAUGUAAACACCAGGCUUUGCUCUCAUUGAUUCUUAGUGUAAGAAGAAAAAAAAACAUUGCGAAAGGCUUGUUUCAACUUUUGACACGUUCAGGAGCCACCUCAUCUACAGGUUGCAUGGUGCUAAGUGUUCAUUAAAGGCAUGUGCAAUGUUAUGGAACAUAGGAAUGUAUAACAAUUAGGUUAUUAAUGAACUAAUUAGGAUUUUUGUGCAGUCUACAGUUCUACCAUGCUGCCUGUGCAGUCCUCAUGGCCCAUGAUGUUUACAGUAAACGACCCCUGCGUUCAGGCCACAUAGACGUGCGCACAGAGGUGUCACGAAGGCAGCGACCAGGAGGCGAUGGGCGAAUUUGAAGCAGGAAUGAAGAGCUCACGAGAAUCUGACAUAGGGAGAAUUGGCAGAAUAAACGGAUGCAGGAUGCUCACACUACUGAGCCAAAGGUCCCACUGCUUAUUCUGUGACACCUCUGCAUGCAACACAUCUGUGAAGUAAGAAGCCCAUGAUUGUUGUAUAGACAAGCUAGGCCUACUCUGUAUGAAGCACAAUAGACCAACUAAGGUUGUCUCUCUGAUGUUCAGUUGUAAAAGUUCUUUUCUUUACAGUAUUGUGUUUGGAUUGUGUUGAGUUUAAUGGAUUGCAUGUGCUGUAUGGGACUCCCAUAGGUCCACAAUCAAAGCGACGUGAUUGGUUGUCCUGCUUUUUGUUGUGUAAAAGGGUUUAAGCCUAUUAUAUUGCUUGCUCUCGGCCAAUGCUUUUGAUACAGUUUGCUUUUGUGAAACCAACCAGAGAUAUUUUUAGAAAAUUUUGAUACAAUCCUUUCGAGUAGAUGCCUUGUGUAUAUUUCCGUUUACACCAUGAUGGAAUGUAGCUCAUACUGUGGAUCGAACCAUUGGUUUAUAUUGCAAAAUUUCACAGAACAAAAUGUGAUAAGUACCUAAGUUACCUUACAGUGCAAAAAAAUAGAUUAUGUUCAGUCUUCAGUAUUAUUACUUUAUGCCUUUAGGCUUUGCUUUAAUAUGCUUUGCUUUCAGUGUAUGUUCUUAUUGUUUUCUUGGAGAAUUUUACCUCAGACUGAGUUUCUACGCAGUCCUGAAUCUAUUCCAUCUGUGACUCCAGGCCACUCUCAGUUGACAACACGAGAAAUAUUUGCUAUGUGUACGGCAGCUAAAACGGAGAAGACCAUUUUCUAUGUAACAAAAUUUCUCUCUUAAUACAUCAGAUCAACAGUCUUGAGCAUUGUCAGGGGAUGUGAAUUAACUGCGUGGGCCUGCACCAACUUACAAACAUCAAAUCAUCAUUUAGCAAAUUAAACUGCCAAAUUAGCCUUUUCUGUAAACAAGGGACAACGAUUGACAAGAAAUGGUUAAGGUCUAUUAUCAGACUUUGACACAAUCCUCUGACAAUGUCCAUUAUGACUGACUGAACUGACUGAAAAGCGUUUACUUUGUCUUCAGUGCUUAUCCGGUCCCCUUUUGAUGAUCACAGUGGGGAUGACGAAAGAGCCAAACAGUCAGACAUACAACCAGCAGAAAUCAGUAUUCCUCUCCUCUGCUACAGUAUUGCUUUAAGUUGUGAGUUUUUGCCUCUAAAUAAAGGUAGAUUUUCAUGAACAA
Messenger RNA from Betta splendens (Siamese fighting fish), 7495 nucleotides. RefSeq names its product protein tyrosine phosphatase non-receptor type 5 (gene ptpn5). Gene Ontology annotation, biological process: protein dephosphorylation. Gene Ontology annotation, molecular function: protein tyrosine phosphatase activity. NCBI's taxonomy places the organism in Eukaryota, Metazoa, Chordata, Actinopteri, Anabantiformes, Osphronemidae. The transcript has 12 exons. The record is from RefSeq and is a predicted model, not a curated record. The coding region runs from base 3662 to 5383 and encodes 573 amino acids.